Messenger RNA from Oncorhynchus tshawytscha (Chinook salmon), 4452 nucleotides. Its product is annotated as mRNA-decapping enzyme 1A. Gene Ontology annotation, cellular component: P-body. Bases 1506 to 2882 code for a protein of 458 amino acids. Gene Ontology annotation, biological process: deadenylation-independent decapping of nuclear-transcribed mRNA; positive regulation of catalytic activity; deadenylation-dependent decapping of nuclear-transcribed mRNA. The transcript has 10 exons. The record is from RefSeq and is a predicted model, not a curated record. Gene Ontology annotation, molecular function: mRNA binding; enzyme activator activity. Lineage: Eukaryota; Metazoa; Chordata; Actinopteri; Salmoniformes; Salmonidae.
UUUUGAGGACACAAUCUCAUGUACAUAGUACAAAUAUUUUGCAAAAUCAUAUCUAUGAUUUCUUUCCCUGUUCAAAAGUGUGGCUAGAGGGCUUGAAAUGACUGAAAUGCUUUCUAGAUAUAGUAACAAUCAAAUUGUAAAUAACUUACUAUAUGAUCUAUCAUACCUGCCAAAUAAAUAUCAUGCUUAAUGACAGGACAAUAUCUUCACUUUCUUAUAACUGUCGACAGAAUUCUCUCCUAAACGUCCACAGAGCGGCUGAGAAUCCAUUCAAAUGUGUGCAGACUUGUCACAACUUCAGCUUUAAGCACAACAUGAUUUUGUCCUGUCUGUGACUAAGAGAAAGUGCUGUUCUUUAAAUUCUAUGAAAAUAUGUUGUAUUUUUUUCAUGUUGAGAGCUCUAAAUCUGACUGAGAAUAUCACAGUGAGAUGAAACCACAAUGGCUGGACUUGCUAGACUGUCACUGUCAAUUUGAUAAUAGAUUCUUUGUGUGGUUAGGCCAGAAAAUGACAAAUGCAAAUGUGGGGUCGGAAAGCUGACACUUCAAGUCCGCUCUGCUCUCAGUUGCCACUCCCCAAGCAGACACAUGGGGCUUUUUGGUAUUCACAGAGUGCCUUGUACACAAAUGUUAGUCGGAGCCAGUUCAGAACUGCUCAAAGUUCCCCAUAUGUUUAAGAGAGUUUGGACAGGUUUUAGAACGGCUGCCAUGUUAGGGGCUGUUCUAAGUUAGCUAACUUAAAACCAGUUAGCUAGCUAGCUAGUUUGUAGAUAAAUAUUAUCUAGUUCGCAAACAUUAGCUAAGUACCAACGCUGUAAACUAGCUAGCAAUCGGCCCCAUUCAGCAGGACACAGCGGUGUGCAAUGUUUGAUUUAAUGUUAACGGUGUUGUUCUGAAGGAUCACUUCACGCAGCUGCAAUUUUUUUGUGGUUUCACACAAUAUUUCACAGCCAUUUUGAUCAGGCCACACCUGCCUAAUGGGAUCAAACCAUACCUGCGUUCACGUCAUGUCAGAAACUCAGAGAUUUUCGACUUGCUUACUCGUUGUAGAAAGAUGAUACCUGAGUUUCCCAAUUGGGAAGUAUCAGAAUCAACCAAUGGGAAGCUCGAUGCAAAUCAUUUGCAUUCAUUUUAACUCAGUUUCCGACAAGACGUGAACGCAGCAUUAAUCUCAGUUAACCCAGAACUGAAGCCUUGCGUAAUUGGUCAGAUGCUCGAUAAAGGUCUGGGUCCAUAAAAGAAGAUUGAGAACGAGGAUUGAAACCAGAACUAAUAGCUCCACCCUCUCUCUUUGCAAGUCUAUAGGCCAAAUGUCCCAUCCCCUUCCGAGAUUCGGAAGAUGCUAAAACCUGAGAAAUCGUGAUUUGUCGAAAGCACAGGAACUAAUGCUGCUUGUCGUCUCAUGCAUCCCGUUGUAAUCAUGACAUAUCUACGGAAAAGACUGAAAUCGAGGGCACCUUAUUUGUUUAUGCAAGGUCUGCUUCCCCUCAUCAUGGCUUCACAAUCAUGAAUCGGCUGAGCACAGAGAAUCUAGUGGAGCCCAUCAACAAAGACCUUGAGUUUCAGCUUCAAGACCCCUUCCUGCUGUACAGAAACGCUAACUUGGGUAUAUACAGCAUCUGGUUCUACGAUAAGAAGGACUGCCAGCGCAUCGCUCAGCUCAUGGUGAAGAUCGUGAAGCAGGAAGCCAUGCAGGCCCACCGGGGCUCCCCAGAGAGGGCCAACAUCCCUGGGAGGACCAAUGGCUGCGCAGAACCUCGCCCCAUCGACAUCCUGGAGCUCCUCAGCAAGGCCAAGGAUGAAUACCACAGGAUUCAGACGGGUGAAACUGAGAUGUCCGUUACUGCUGAGCAGGGGUUGAACACCGAGACGCUGAAAACAGCCGGCGGUGCUACAGAGCGCGCUCCCAGUGCCCCACCGCCAGAAAAGAACUCCCACUCUGGCCAGAGGCAGAUCACCGUGGAGGAGCUGUUUGGCAGUUCUCUACCCAAGGAGACCGGCCUGCUGCCAGCCAUGCCUACCCAGAGUUCCACAGACCCUGCUGCCCCGAGCCCCGCCAACUUCCUCCAGGCCCAGCACUACACUCCAUCCAUACCCUUCCAGCCAUUACUGGCACCCCGCCUCACAGCAGCCCCAGUGGGCAACAACCGGCACCUGGCCUCUGGUCUGAUCCCCCUGAUGGAGGCCAGAGGUGGCCCCAGCCCAGGCUACACCCUCCACGGCAGCCCCGUGUUUCCCGGUGGACCUCCAGGGGAACUCCAGCACUCUAUGUCCCCGCUGUUGGUCGCUACACCUGGGGCUGAGGCUCGCGGUCCACCCCCUGGCCCUCCGUUGACUUACCUGGGGCAGGAUCUCCUGGGCUCGCUGAAACCCAGCCCCUCUGAUCUCCACAAGCCCGUCCUCGCACCCAACUUCCUGCCCAGCCCGCUGGCCACGCCCCAGAGCUUCAGAGAGCAAAUCCCCAAUCCUGCUGCCAUCUGCAGCAUUCCCACAGGCCCUGUGCAGCCACAGAGUAAAGAAAUGGAUGUGUUCGCUCAGUCUCAGAAACCGUCGAAAACCAUGCCUGCUGUUCCUAUAAAGGCAGGGCUUGUGAUACCGGGGGCGGGUGCUUCACUGACGGGGGCGGAGCGCUCAGUGCUGCUCUCACCGAGCGCCUUUCAGCAUUCUGUUGCCAAGACAAAGGAACUGCAGAGGCACGCUGCUCCUCCCUCCCCUCCAGCAGCAGCCACAGGGGCUGUGGAGCCCCCCCAAUCCCCCUGCAACAGGACCCAGCUGCAGGACACACUCAUCCACCUCAUCAAGAAUGACCCAGCGUUUCUCAGUGCCAUCCAUGAGACUUACCUCCAGAUUCUCUCCAAGGACCUGAGCAACGUCAAGCUAUAGCUUUAGUCCAGACAUGGGGCUGGGCCUGGACAUGUCAGGACAGGGGCAUAGCCACCAGCCAACCUAAGCUACAGGUACUGAACCACUGGGUGGGACCUGGGACUGCUUCUGCUGCCACCGGCUAUGUAUACAAAACACAGACACUGGCUCUGUUCCUCUGGAGCAGCUAUGGGGACUGCAGGAGGACUCGAACCCAGGAGGCUCACUCAUAUGGCUCUGCUACCCUAUGUAGAGAAGGUAAAAGGGAGAUGUUACGCUUGACAGUAGUGUCAAAUCAUGUACGCACUCUAGAAAGAAAUAUUGUUCCUCUCUUCUGUGGAUGAGAACUAGACCAAAACCCCUAAGGAGGGUAAACCCUCAUCUCUGUUUGGGUCAGGGGUUAGGACUUGCUGUGCAAGCCAAGCUUUAUUCAACUCCACAUCCUUGUUCUGCCCUCGGGAAUAGCUGUGAUUCUCCACACACAUGCGCUUUGUUCUCUCUCCUCUUUUUCAAUCUCUGUUCUUUCUUUUUUUUCUAUGUCCUUUGCUCUCACCCCAUUCACCACCAAGACUCUGUCACUAUGCCUGUAAAGGGACGUGUGCAAUAGAAUGCAAUGCCUUCUGGGAGAAUACUGUUUACUGAUUCUUAAGUGUCCCCCCCCAAGGGUCUAAACAGAGAAUUGUUGUAUUAAUUUAGGCCCUAUUCUGUGGGUUUUGCAGUAAGGUCUACUGCAGCACUGAACCUGAGCUAACUGCAUUCAACAGGAUCGUCUUGUUUAACACAUGUUGUCACUCUGCAGCCAACAGCUCAAAGGGACUAGCAUGUCAUAACAGGUUGUGUCAGUGUGUAUUUGUAUUUGAUUUUGUAGGACAGGUAGUUUUUUUUAAUGUGUUUGAUAAUGCCACCCCUGUACACACAUCUGACCUUGUGCCAUACUGCCAAUCUAUGUUCACGUUAUUUUGAUCACACGCAGCAUGUAUUUCUGUUUGGCUGCAAUCAAUCACACAUUUUGAUUCCGAUUGACGGAAGGAAUGAAUGCCGGCGUUGCGCUAUAGACAUGGGAAGCAAUUGAGAACAUCCUCUAAACGAAUAACUGAUCAGCACAUUAUGUUGUCUAAGGAAUAUUUGUUUUUGACCUCGGGAUUUAUUUCUGCCAGUAAGUAUAUGUGAGUUUCUUCGGGAGGUAAGAAGAGAACCUCUGACUUGAUUGCACUUUGUUUUCACGUCAAACGAAAAUGUCAGUAAAAAGCAUUUCAUGAGCAGUUUGUGACUCCUUUGGUUCCUCAAUACGUUUAAAAAAAUAUAUAUAUCAUAGUACUUAAUACAUGUUGAUUGGUGUGUUUUCAGAGUGUACGUAUUAUUUAGUCACAGGCUCUAUACUGGUGGAGAAAAGAGGUAAGGCCCAGAGAUAAAAAACAAAAACAUUUUAAAACCAGUAUGAUUUUUAAGAUUGGUCAGUGCCAGUGUAAUGAUGAGUAGACAUGUUAUUUGGUGUCUUUUAAGAACCGCAUCUGUUUUUAAUUUGUUUUAUUCUGUCACUGUGUACUUCUGUUUUACUAUUUUGUGAUAUUAAAGUGAAGUUUUCUCUCAA